UAUGCACAUGUAGAUGAAGAGUAGAAGAAGAGACUGCAAGCGAAGGAAUAUUUGAAAGCUUCCAUCCGAGAAAUAGUUUGAGCCUAAGAUGGAAGGACGAUGCAUCUCUUGGCUAACAAUUUUAGCUUCCUUUCUCCUUCUUGGCCAAUUUCUCCGGGUCCGAGCGGAUGUUCACUACUAUGAUUUCACGUUGAAAGAAAUGAACGUGACAAAACUCUGCGUUACUGAGAGCAUUUUAAUAGUGAACGACCUCUUUCCUGGACCCGUAAUUCGAGUGCACAAAGGAGACACUCUGUACGUAAACGUGACUAAUAAAGGAGAUUACGGCGUCACUAUUCAUUGGCAUGGGGUAAGGCAACCUGGCAAUCCAUGGUCAGAUGGACCGGUGUUCAUUACACAAUGUCCAAUCCUGCCAGGAUCGUACUUCACAUACGAAGUCAUUUUCUCUCAAGAGGAAGGGACCCUUUGGUGGCAUGCCCACAGUGACUGGACACGAGCGACUGUUAAUGGCGCGAUUGUCAUCGCGCCCAAAGAGGGAACCACAUUUCCAUUCCCGAAGCCCGACGGGGAAGAGGUUAUCGUGCUAGGUUCCUGGUACAGGGGGAAUUUGAACAAAGAGGUGAACAAUGCCAUGGCGAAUGGGAGUGACGUACCACACUCGGGAGGAUGGUUAAUCAAUGGCGAACUUGGAGAUUUUGCCAAUUGCUCUAGUGAAACAACAUAUCGAUGGUCAGUUGAUUAUGGAAAGACAUAUCUUCUUCGGAUAGUCAAUGCGGUGAAUGAUGAUCAGAACUUCUUCGCAAUAGCCGAUCACAACCUCACAAUUGUUGGGUUGGAUGCAGCAUAUAUAAAGCCUAUAGUGACGAGCUAUAUCAUGAUAAGCCCAGGACAAACAAUGGAUGUGCUGCUCACCGCAAAUAGGUCUCUUGGACACUACUACAUGGCUAGUAGACAAUUUUUGACCGAGUCCGCCUACGUAAACAUGGAUAUCGGUUCGGCAAUCAUUGAAUAUACAGGAGACUACAACUUCUCAUCCUCUCCAAUUUUUCCCGAAAACCUCCCUGUGGCUAAGGAUAUGGAACGUGCCAUGAGAUUUACUGGCUUGAUUAGAAGCCUGGCCAAUGAAGAUUAUCCCGUAAGUGUCCCAUUAAAUGUCACCACGAAGAUGUUCAUAGUGAUAUCCAUGAACUAUCUUUGCGAAAAUCGUACAAAUUGCCAGGACACCACAGAUCAUGUCAUCCUAGCGUCAAGCAUGAAUAACAUUAGUUGGGCCAACCCAACCGUGGACGUCCUGCAGGCUUAUUACAGGAAUAUAAGUGGAUAUUACACAACCAACUUUCCUGAUUGGCCUUCGGUCAUGUACAAUUUUACAGCGCAAGACAUUAGUUUUGAUUUUGCUGUUACAGAUCAAGCGACAAAGGUUAAGGUUUUGAACUACAAUGAAUCAGUGGAGAUAGUGUUUCAAGGAACCGAUCUCAUAGCUGGGUCUGGCGUUCACCCAAUGCAUAUGCAUGGUUACAGCUUCUAUGUGGUUGGAAUGGGCCAAGGAAAUUUCGACAAUGAGACGGAUCCUCUGAUAUAUAAUUUGGUUGAUCCCCCAAAAGCUAACACUUUUAUAGUCCCAAAGAAUGGAUGGCUAGCCAUCAGAUUCGUCGCAGAUAAUCCAGGUGUUUGGUUUUGGCAUUGUCACUUUGACCGACAUCUCAGCUGGGGUAUGGACACUGUUUUCAUAGUGAAGAAUGGAAACACUGAGGAAACAAGCAUUCGUCCGCCCCCUUCCAACAUGCCUGCUUGCAUCUUCAAUAAGCACAACAUCUCCAUCAGUAAAUGGAGCGAUAAUAAUGCUGGUGAUGAUCAAGAUUACCUUGAAGAAUAGAUGCUUGUGCUUUUGCAGUUAGAUAUAUUGUUUCAAUCAUAUAGAAAAUAGAAUACCUAAAAGAAGAUUGUACUAAGAAAGUGGAUGUAAUGUAGUGGCACACGAACCUUGCCUCGGAUCCGAGAGAUUUUAGGUUCAGUUAAGUCCUAUUUCAUCUAUUCGUGAGAAGGACAAUCUGCACAAAAGUUGUAUGAACCUAGAAAAUACCAGUACCUGGGGUUAUAUAUUUCCAAAUAAAGGGGCAUCGAAUGUCCCACUCGGUGAGGCUGGAACCUGGAACAUUUUCAUUCUUA
Molecule: messenger RNA, 2169 nt
Organism: Punica granatum (pomegranate)
Lineage: Eukaryota; Viridiplantae; Streptophyta; Magnoliopsida; Myrtales; Lythraceae
Source: RefSeq, a predicted model, not a curated record